AUGCGCGGCGACAUAUGCAGGCCGCUGCACUGCUGUGUUGAUGUUAUUGCUGCUGCUGCUGCUGCUGCCGCGCUGCUGAGCAUCCCACCGCCCGGAAACACGCCCAACCCCUCCGAACCCCCCGCCUCUGGAUCCUCGACAUCAUACCCCCGCCCUGCGCCCAUCGGCCUCGAGGACCACACCCACGACGGCUCAGACCACUGCAAGGCGCUGUGGGCCAAGGGCGUCACCAUAGACGAUUACGUCGUCGUCAGUGGCACUGCGCCGGCCAUCGGCGCAUACGUCGUCUGGAACUGUACCGUUCAGACGCUCGAGGGAGGCCCCAUGAAGAUACGCAAGAGUCAGAGCACGCUAUUGACAGGCAUGGCCAGAUAUUCCGAGUUUGAGGAGCUGCACGCAAAGCUGCUGCAGACAUUCCCCCAUGCCGCAGGCUCGCUGCCGCAGCUGCCCCCCAAGUCGGUCAUCUGCAUACGUAUACAUACAUCAUACUACUACUACUACUACUACUACUACUACUACUACUACUACCGCUGUUACUUGCAACCAUCCUUGGAAGUCGAUGGCAGUUCAAACAAGAUUCGUCGAGAAAGCCAGUCGCGAAUGAUCUUCAGCUUGCUCAACAUGGCCAACGCCGUUCGGCCUCUGCUGCGAGGCUCGAAUGACCGGCAGACCAGACUCAACUUCUUGCCCGUGUCGCGCGAUGACGCCCUCGCCCACGCCCACGCACACUCCCACGCACACGUCCAGCGCAACACCACGCCUACCGCCACCAUCGCGACACGUCGGGCCUCGCGCUCCGGGCCCCUGAUUGCGCUUGCAGACGACGACAAGCCCGUCCUCCAGACCUCGCCAGACACGCCCGCCGCCCGCACCACGAGCAGAAAGCGGCCUGCCACAGAGGUCGACCCAGACCAGCCCGACUCACGACCGCCCACCAAGAUCACCGUCACACAGCCCCACGGCGACCACCUGCCUAUCCCCAACAGUGUUUCCGUGCCCCUGCGCCUCGACGCCGCCCAUGUCCCUUCGCCAGCGUCGACGCCGCGACCAGCCAGCGCUGGCAAGCUGACUGCCUCGACCCCAGCCGUCCCCGCCCCUGCCUCGACGGCCUCGUCGACGGACAAGAGGAGCCUGCGAAGCCACGAUGGUGGAUCGCGCCUAAAGAGCCAUCUAGCCAUUUACUUUUACAACUACGACGACAUCAUCGCAGGCGUCUCCAAGGACGACGAAUUCCUUGCUCUCGACACACCCAUAUACAUUGUCGACGAACCCAUCAAGAGCAACACCCCUGCACCCACCACACCACAGCCCUCGCGCAACGCAGUGAGUCCAGCGCGCUCAAGAAGAGUGAAACCCGCCUCGCCUGCUUCGCCUUCGCAUCAUGGCUCAGAUGCGGCUAUACCCCCGACGCAAUCCUCCACGUCUUUCCAGGUUCUCAACUAUGCCACCAUAGCCAAUGCAAUCCACUACGAAGAUGGCCAAGACCCGCUUGCCGACUCGGUCUACUUUACCCAGCACCGGCGCGCGGAGCGCAAGGAGAAGCAGCUGCGUAACAUUGAAAAAGAGCGCGCUAUGCACGAGAAGGUGCAACUGGAGCGCCUGCUCGACGGCCUACAGGGCCCAGACUGGCUCAAAGUCAUGGGCAUAACAGGUGUCACAGAUGGCGAGAGGAAGGACUGGGAGGCCAAGCGUGACUAUUUUAUCAGAGAAGUAGAAGCGCUAGUCGACAAGUUCCGCGUAUGGAAAGAAGAAGAGAAACGGCUACGCGCCGACAAGGAAGCCGCCCUAGCCGCCAAAGAAGAAGAAGAAGAAGAAGACGACGACGACGACGAAGCAGACGGCGACGACACGGAAGAAUCCGACAGUUCCGUUGCAAACACACGAGACGCACCUCCGCCACGACACCAACCCAAGGAGCCAGAACCCCCCAAACCCAGACGGCCGCCUCGCCCUCACGGCUUCCUCCUUCCCCUCGUCCCACCGGAGCCUGCAGCACCCUUCCAGUCGUUUUACGCCAAACCCCAUCUCCGCGCUGCAGCACUCGGCAAGCACCGCCACGGCCGCAACGCCAGCGCCUUUGGCCAGCCGAUUCCUGAGUUCGCAGAAAAAGAGUUCGAACUGCCAGAUGACUUUAUCGAUCCCCAGUUCUUACGCGACAAUGCGAGACAGAGGCGAAGAAGAAAGCGCGAGAGUGGGGUUGGCGGUCCAAAUGCGGCUUCUGCGUCGAAUGCGUAG
Molecule: messenger RNA, 2235 nt
Organism: Bipolaris maydis ATCC 48331
Lineage: Eukaryota; Fungi; Ascomycota; Dothideomycetes; Pleosporales; Pleosporaceae
Product: something about silencing, SAS, complex subunit 4-domain-containing protein
Cellular component (GO): SAS acetyltransferase complex
Molecular function (GO): phosphatidylinositol binding; histone acetyltransferase activity
Source: RefSeq, a predicted model, not a curated record